This is a messenger RNA of Scatophagus argus, 4564 nucleotides long. It is a transcript of the gene kifc3, whose product is annotated as kinesin family member C3. NCBI's taxonomy places the organism in Eukaryota, Metazoa, Chordata, Actinopteri, Scatophagidae. The record is from RefSeq and is a predicted model, not a curated record. Gene Ontology annotation, biological process: microtubule-based movement. The transcript has 23 exons. Gene Ontology annotation, molecular function: microtubule binding; ATP binding; microtubule motor activity. Bases 460 to 3606 code for a protein of 1048 amino acids.
UCCACAGGUUGAAGGUGAUAUGAAGCAGUCGGUGCACCGAUCGCUGCAGGUGUGUUGGGUUACGCUGAGAAACUGAAGCUGCUGCCUGCUGGCUUUGGUUACCGGUCAGGUCGCUGUGGACGUGACAGCGGGACGGGACAAGGUUCACAGGUCUUUAUCAGCUCAGUGGAAUGUCGGCGAUGACGGGGUGGGACGCAGGACGGGCCUGAAACAGGUGAGGCACGACAGCACAGCCUACAAACGACAGCAGGAUUAAAACGGAGCUGAUGAGCUUCUUUCAUUCAGAUGACAGCCGACUCCUGCUUGUUUUGGCUGAACUCUGACAAACUUUGAGGAUGUAGACACCUGUCUUUCACCUGGAAUUCACCUCUUCGGAUUCAGAUGAAGCUGAACAUCCACCCAGAACAGCCUUCAGUCUGAGCAGUUUAGUUGAGGUGAGCCGGACCUGUGGGACGGGUCAUGUAUGUCCUGUGCACCCUGGCGGUCCUGACCCUCCACAGCCUCUUCAAGAGCUGGAACAACAAGGCCUUGGAGGCCGGCAGGAGGUCGGAGGCUGCGAGGCAGGAUCGUCGGCCGGAGGAUGGAGGCAUCCCGGAGUUGUGGGGAGCGUCCAGGCCUCGUGAUGAUCCGGUGCGGAGCGAGGAAUGCGGAGGACUGGGGAGCUACGGAGUUGAAAGGAAGCGGCGGCGAGGAGGCAGCUUACGUAACGUCCCUGACAGCAGGAAGCAAGUUCAGCCGGUCCAGCGGUCCAGCGCUUUGCUCAGCCCGGCGGUCAUGUUCAGUACCAGAAAGACCUGGGACCUCAGCCACGCCCCCUGCCUGCAGGAGCUCUGGAAGACAGACGUCUCAUUGGACGCGAGCUCAGUGGACUUCCUGAUGAGUGAUGUUGAAGACGACGGCUCCUUCCUGUCUCUGCCCACCGCCGCCUUCUCACAGCGCCCCCCUCUGACCGCAGAGCUGCCCGAAACAAACACACCCAGCCAGCAGCUGCUCAUCCAGAGUCUACAGGACAAAGUGUGUGAGUUUCAGACUCGUCUUCGCUCUGAAGAAGUCACCCGUCGCCUGCUGCUCCAGCAGGUGCAGCAGCAGCCGCCGCCGCCGCCGAGCAUUCAGACGUCUGCACCACCCAACGGUGUGAGGGUGUUGCAGCCAGGUGAACGACCUUCAGAUCACCUCAGCUGUACAGGAGAGCAGCUCGUUACUCGGCUGCGAAUACAGGUGGAGGAGCUGGAGGAGAAGCUAUUGGAUCAGACUCAGGAGGUGGAGAGACUUCGCUCUGAACUGGGGGCGACAGACCUGGAGAAGCAGCUGGAGCUGCUGGUGGUGGAGAACCAGCGUCUGAAGCAGGAGCUGAAGUUAUGCAGGAGCUCAGAGCUUCAGAGCCCCGACGCUGCAGAGACCUGCACCUGCAGCCACUGCCCUCACAGUCAGGAUGCAGAGUCCCUGCGGAGGGAGGUGUCUCGCUGGGAGAGCCAGGCCCGGCAGAGGGAGCGACGGCUGGCUGAGCUGGAGCGAGACCUGCUGGAGAAAACCAGCAGAGUGGAGAGUGUCCGCCAGCAGCUGGACGAGUCGACCCUGCGGCUGGACGACAGUCGGAGGCAGCUGGCGGAGACGAGGCGGAGGCAGGGGGAGACCGAGCAGAAGCUCACACUCCGACUACAGGAGUGUGAGGAGGAGCUCGUCAGACAGGCAGCAACGCCCCCCAGAGUCCAGUACGUGACUCAGACGGUGGAGGUGGAGUCAGCUGACUCUCAGAAAGCUCUGGCUGAGCUGCAGACGAAGAACACCAGCCUGCAGGAGCAGCUGUCUGCGCAGAGGCAGCUGCUGAGGGAGCUCGAGACGCAGCUGCGGGAGUCGCAGAGGACCUGCGCUCAGCUCAGGACACAGCUGCUCACCGAUCGAGGCCGUCUGUGCGGCUUCCUCUCCAAGGCCAUCGGCAGGGGCAACAGCGAGGUGGUUCGCAGGUUGUCCAAGAUCCUGGUGUAUGAAGGAGAAAUGGAGCGAGCUCAGGGUCAGCUGGAGGCCGAGAUGCAGAACCUGGAGGAGGAGAAGAACCGUGUGAUCGAGGAGGCGUUCAUUAGAGCCGAGAGCGAGAUGAAGGCUGUCCACGAGAACCUGGCGGGAGUGCGUAUGAACCUGCUGAGCCUGCAGCCGGCACUCAGGACGCUCACCUGUGACUACAACUGUCUGAAGAGGCAGGUGCAGGACUUCCCCUUCAUGCUGGACAAAGCGAUCACAGAGGCCAAGCAGGAGAUCUGUCAGGUGAUCAGUGAGGUGAGCAGCACCAAUCAGGAGCUGCUGCGUAAAUACAAGAGAGAGAUGAACCUGAGGAAGAAAUGUCACAACGAGCUGGUCCGACUCAAAGGUAACAUCCGUGUCUUCUGCCGCGUCCGGCCCGUCAGUCAGGAAGAGCAGGACUCCGCCGACGCCAAAACUAUGCUGAGCUUCGACUCUGACGACGACGCCAUCCUCUACCUCUCCAACAAGGGCAAAAUCAUGACCUUCGAACUGGACAAAGUCUUCCCUCCUCAUGCCACACAGGAAGAGGUGUUUCAGGAAGUCCAGUCUCUGGUCACUUCCUGUAUCGACGGUUUUAACGUCUGCAUCUUUGCCUAUGGACAGACUGGCUCUGGGAAAACCUACACCAUGGAGGGUGUGGAGGACGACCCCGGCAUCAACCAGCGAGCUCUCCGCCUGCUGUUCUCUGAGGUGACGGAGAAAGCUCCAGAUUGGGAGUACAACAUCACGGUCAGCAUGGUGGAGAUCUACAACGAGACGCUGCGGAACCUGCUGGGUGAGAGUCUCACAGACAAGCUGGACAUUAAGAUGAACCCUGAUGGCAGCGGACAGCUCUACGUCCCUGGACUGACCGAGUUCACCGUCCAGAGCCCAGAGGACAUCAACAGGGUGUUUGAGUUGGGCCACAUGAACAGAGCAACAGCCUGCACCAACCUGAAUGAGCACAGCUCCCGUUCACACGCUCUGCUCAUCAUCACCGUGUCCGGAUUCAACUCUGCUACUGGGACCCGCACACAAGGUAAGCUGAACCUGGUGGACUUGGCGGGCUCAGAGAGGAUUGCUAAGUCGGGGGCGGAGGGCAGUCGCCUCAGAGAAGCCCAGUGCAUCAACAAGUCUCUGUCGGCGCUCGGUGAUGUCAUUAACGCGCUGCGGAGCAAACACUCACACGUCCCGUUCAGAAACUCGCGCCUCACAUACCUGCUGCAGGACUCGCUGAGUGGAGACAGCAAGACGCUCAUGAUGGUGCAGGUGUCUCCGCUGCCGAGCAACAUGAGCGAGUCCGUCUGCUCGCUGAAGUUUGCUCAGCGAGUUCGCAGCGUCGAGCUGAGCUCCUCGUCCUCAUCGUCCAGGAGACACGAGAACUCGUCCACCUCAUCCUCGCCGACCCACGACAGCGUCGAGCUGGACUCCCCCCCGGUGACCCCCGUCCCUCUCCCCAUCUCUCGGGCCAGCAGUGCCGGCUCCACCCUCUCCUCCGCCUCCAGGACUCCCAGCGGCUCCCGCAGGAGGUCCCAGUCACAGCUGUCUACAGACAGGCAGGUAGACAGAGCCAGCCCAUUGGUGGGGGACGGUGGGCAGGACGACUGAAACUGACAGCCUGAGAGACUCGGUGGACGACCGCGGGGUGGCGGCCAGCACCCUGUCGGGACGCCACCUCCUCGUCCCCCAAUGGGAGCCGGACGAAGAGCAAAGACUGCUGGGACCUUUAAUCAAUACAGACUGUUGUCUCUGUCGUCCACCAGCACAGGACACGGCCAGAUGUUUGAAGCUUUGAAUCUUGUUGGUGUGAUGAUUUGGUGGACGUUUGAACCGCUGCAGCGCCCCCAUCUGGACUGAACUGACAUUUCUAUCAGAUGAACAGUAUACGCUUUCCAAUCAGUAUUUCUUUUAUUGUUUCUUUGUAAAGUUGCACUUUAAAUUGGUAGAUUCUUUCUAACCCACAGCUCCAGAUGUGGUUGAUUUUAAUAUAUUCAUAAUGUGGCUCUUUAUUUAUGUUUGAAAUGCUUUAAUUCUGUUUUUGUUUUGACUCCGCUUUGUCCUCUUGGUGGCUGAUGCCACAGCGUUUGCUGAGGUUGAUCUUAACAUUCUGAGACGAAAGCUUUCUGACUUAAUCCUCAGAUUGUUUCUCUAACAGAGACUGUCCCUGUGUCCCCGCUGUCCUCCUUUAUCCAGCUGGGGUACACCACUGAUAGCGAGCUGUCCAAUAAGACGUGAGCAAUACGAGGAAGACUUCUUGUGUAUGUGAUUGUUGUUAAUCCGUGUUGUUUUUCACGCAGAGUUGAACAAAAAGCCGCUCAGACGUUCGCUUUCCUGGACUGUUUGUCCUCGUGUCCUCCUGCUGUCCUCGAGUCACGUCUGUAGAGACCAGAUGUUGGCACCACACCUGUAGCUGAUGACACGGUGCUGAUGCAGGUGGAGUUAGUUGUAGCUGUAGUAACAGGAAUGAGCUGCUGAUAAUCAGCCUGUCUGCUUGCUUCGUCUCCGCUGUAGAUUUCUACAGUUUGGGUUUUUUGUAUUGUCUUUUUAAUAAACGGUCCCAAACACA